This is a messenger RNA of Amoebophrya sp. A25, 2128 nucleotides long. The record is from the annotation of a GenBank genome assembly. NCBI's taxonomy places the organism in Eukaryota, Dinophyceae, Syndiniales, Amoebophryaceae.
AGAACACGUCACGCGAAAAAAAUGUAGUGGACAGGACGAACUCGAUUUCGUGCCUUGUUAUUUUCGAAAAUUCCAUCGAGAUUGUCUUCUAGAUCUAGACGUAGGCGUAGCAAAAAUAAAAGCCACCACCUCUUGCUCGUUACAACUGAAUUAGGAAGCAUCUUCCGUCUACUCUAGACCUACACCUACGUCAAGCAAAAAGAAAAAAUGAGUUCUCUUUUUUCUUCCCUCUACGAUGCUGCCACAAGUGUUGUGGCUGGGAAGAAGCACAAGCGAUCGUCGUCCACAGGGAGUGGAACGAAAAAGCGAGUAAAGCGUGAAGAGGACGUUCACAACUUUUCACAAGAAGUAAAAGACCUCGUCCAGCAGCGUCUCACGACGUCGUGUUCGGAAGUGAAAAUCGGAACAGUGCGUGCUCUAUUCACGAAGACGGGGCACAAAGGAAAGCCUAUGCACCAAAAGAAAAGCCUGGACUUGAAGGAAGGGUUGGGCCUUUCAACAGACGACGCUUUUGUUAAGUGUUCUCGAAUCACAUUCCUCACUACCAUCUUCCCUGGCUCUUUUCACAGUAGAACAGCACACGCCCGGGAUGUUCUGAGGCAUGUAGUUCCGUAACCUUUAUUAACUUUGAGGAGAUGAAACCCAACGGCAAGAAACAGAAACAACCACCAGCAGUACUUUCUUCGAGACUUUCUCCGCGUCAAGUUCUGUUUUCCUGUACAAGAGAUCUUGCAGCCUUUGGUUUAGAACCGGGAAAUUUGAGGGAGAACGUAUGUGUCGAAUUAGAUGAAGAAGCGUCUAAAACCCUGGAUCUGGAUGCGAAUACCACAGCAUCUUCUACAGCAGGAGCUUCCAAAACCAAAUCCAAAGGAACAUCUUCAGAUCGUGGCACCACAUCUACGUCUUGUACAUCUACUUCUAUAUUCCAGCAAUUAGCCUCAAGCGGAUAUGUUUUGCGGGUUGGGCAAGAUUGCGCUUUUCGUAUGACGUUUCCUUGCGAGCCUUGUGGAUAUGUCUUGGACUACUUGCCGGAGAAGAGAAAGAAAAGUGUGAUAUUAUGUUUUGGUUGUGUGAAGAUAGACUAGUAGCCGUUGAAGUCUGCCACGUCGGAUGGUGGACCCCAACCUAACCUAACCUAACCUAACUAGUAGCUCUAACUGUAAGUAUGACGAAAAAAAAAGCGGGCAUGAUCCGUGGCUACAUUUAUUCAUAUUGGUUACACUUGGUAGUUCAUCAUUCGGUUUGUUGUUGUUCCUUGCUCGUCUUCUAGUUUGAAGAUGAAGUAGGCACUACAGGGUGACUGAAAGGCCUCAUUACCGUUGAAACGUGAUAUCAAAAGAGACGAGGACCAACUCCUGUUAGCGCUAGAAUUCCUCAUGUAUUUUCUAACCGCCGCCGAACGUGGUAGUUUACCUACAGUUCCACAGCUCGUUGGGUUUCGAGGAGUCUUGUCUACCUGUUUACGGAGUGGAAUUGUGCGAGAAGGAGAUGAGGUGUAUCUACUUGCGGCCGACAAGGUCAAGCAAAAGAGCAAGGAGAAGAAGAACGUGAACGAAGUAGACCCGAUGCUCAAAAACACGGCGACUCCUGUUUUCUCACCCUUCCCAGACGAUGUCCGCUCUCGGAUUUUUACACUAUGUGCGAAAGUGCCUCCGGGUAAAGUGGUGAGUAUUCGUGAAGUGUUGCAUUAUGUAGGGGCACCCAGUGGGUAUGCUAGAGCCAUACCAGCGAUGAUCAAAGGAGCAUUGAAGGAUUCUGAUGGACAAGGGAAGAAAGUGAAAGAGAAAACGACUCCUACCCCUUAUAAUCUCCAUCGGCUACUCGACUCCGAUUACAAUUUGCUCGAAAGGCAUAUGCCGAAGCAGCGACAAUUGUUAGUUGCUGAAGGGUUGAAGGUGGAUGAAGAAGGCAAAGUCGCAACAGAUGAUGGCGAUGCACGAUGGAAACCAUUUCAUAGUGGAUUAUUUCUAGAAUGGUGAGCUAAGUACAUGUAAGUGGUGUAUCAAGAAACACGAUCGGAUUCCACAUCCAAAAAUCAUGCUUUUGUUUUUGUACCUGAAGAUGAAAAUGCAGACUCUCAUGUGGAUGUAGCUGAAGAUGAAAAUCGUAGUGCAUGGGUGAAAAGCGC